AUGAGUCAACUAUCAGCAGCGUUUAAUCAUAGAAAGAGUGAAACAUUGCCAAGUGAUACUAUACAAAUUCUUAGGACUGAUAACUCAUGCAUGGCUAUCACUACCAGAAGUGGUAAGAUAUUACCUGACCCUUGUUUGAGCAAACCUAUUUCAGAUGAUGUGGUGGACAUAGAAGUAGAAAUAUAUAAAGAACAUCCAGUAGAGUUAGAGAAUCUUGAAAAAGAGGAGGAUCAACUUAAACAAAAGUACGUUAAAGAUUUGGAAAAAGGCAAGGGAAAGAAAGGAGAGAUGUUGACAGUAAACGUGCCUUUGGUUGAGGCAUUAGAACAAAUGCCAGGCUAUGCUAAGUUUAUGAAGGACCUUGUGACAAAGAAGUGGACUAUGAGCGAUGAACCUAUGGAUAACCUCCACCAUUGUAGUUCUAUUGGUACAAGAUUGUUAGUGAAAAAGAAAGCCGAUACGGGAGCAUUCAUUGUCCCAUGUACUAUUGGAUCGCUUGAUUUUGCAAAGGCCGUUUGUGAUCUUGGGGCCAGUAUAAAUCUUAUGCCAUUGGCGGUGUUCAAGAAACUGAGUUUGGGAGAUCUUACACCCACCAAUAUGUGA
Messenger RNA from Capsicum annuum, 603 nucleotides. RefSeq lists its product as uncharacterized. NCBI's taxonomy places the organism in Eukaryota, Viridiplantae, Streptophyta, Magnoliopsida, Solanales, Solanaceae. The transcript is spliced from 2 exons. The record is from RefSeq and is a predicted model, not a curated record. The coding region runs from base 1 to 603 and encodes 200 amino acids.